Messenger RNA from Cynoglossus semilaevis (tongue sole), 2282 nucleotides. RefSeq names its product solute carrier family 22 member 15 (gene slc22a15). The coding region runs from base 139 to 1605 and encodes 488 amino acids. NCBI's taxonomy places the organism in Eukaryota, Metazoa, Chordata, Actinopteri, Pleuronectiformes, Cynoglossidae. The transcript is spliced from 13 exons. The record is from RefSeq and is a predicted model, not a curated record. Gene Ontology annotation, biological process: transmembrane transport. Gene Ontology annotation, molecular function: transmembrane transporter activity. Gene Ontology annotation, cellular component: membrane.
AAGCCGGAAACGAUUGGAGAUGUCACUCUCGACUGCAAAUACAGACGGCAAAUCUGAAAGCAGGCAAAUAAACCUACGUCACACGAUGCUACGUCGACGAAUGAGUAUAAUGCAGAAUCUCGAAAAACGCCACAAAUAAUGGAUAUAGAAGGUGCGUUCCGGGUGGUCGGGGAGUUCGGUUCGUACCAGAAACGGGCGGUGGCGCUGCUCGCCCUGACGCAGGUGUACAUGGCCUUUCAGUCCAUGCUGAUUGUGUUGGUGGGAGCAACACCGUCCUACCGUGUAGAGGAGGAGCACAUCAUCUUCACGGAGAAAAUGGACUCCAUAGUAACAGAGUGGUUUUUGGUUAAACAUGAAUCCUACAAAGUGGGCCUGGCUGGAUCCCUGUUCUUCGCUGGCCUUCUGGUUGGGAACGUUGUCUUCGGUCCGCUUUCUGACAAAAUUGGCAGGAGACCCAUCUACCUCACAGGUCUGUUUUUUGAGGUGAUCUUUGGUUACGUGACAGCAUUCGCGCCCAGUUACGAGGUCUUCGCUGUGUCUCGACUCCUAGUUGGACUGAUGAACGGAGGCAUCGGUCUGGUCGGCUUCGUUCUGACUCAGGAAUAUGUGGGGAAAUCCUACUGGGCCAUGACAGGGACAUUGAUCAGUAUGUCCUUUGCCAUUGGCAUCGCUCUGUUUGGAGCUCUGGGAUACUACAUCCAACCGUGGAGGAACCUGGCAUCUGCUGCCAACACAACCGGAGUCAUCUUCUUUCUGUUUUCAGUCUUCUUGCCUGAAUCUCCUAGAUGGCUUUACUCUCAGGGUCAGACAGUGCGAGCUGAAGAGGUGAUGUGCUACAUCGCCCAGAGAAAUGGAAACACAGCGAAGAACCUGACACUACAGCGAGUGGCUGCACCAAAGACCGGUCCAUCAGACAGGAAAGGUGCUGGAGUCCUGCAGCUCGUGGUGCAUCCAGUGCUGCGCCUCAGGACCAUGGUGCUCAUGUAUGUGUGGUAUGCCUGCAGUCUGGUGUACUACGGUCUGACUCUUGGGGCCAGUGAAACAUCUGGGAACCGUUAUGUUAACGUUGCCAUGUAUGGUCUGGUGGAGCUGCCUGCCUAUCCACUGUGUAUAUACUUCAUUAACAAACACUGGGCUGGCAGGAGGAAGAGCAUGGCCAGCUUCUUAUGCCUGGCUGGCUCUGCCUGUCUCUGUACAAUAUUAGUCCCUGAAAACACAGGAACUCUAGUGAGCGUCACAUCGUUGGCCCUGUUGGGAAAACUCAUGGUCAGUGCAGCGUUCAACAUCGCCUACGUCUACACGUCAGAGCUAUAUCCAACAGUCAUCAGGAAUGCCGGCCUGGGGGUUUGUUCAAUGUCAUGCAGAGUAGGAGGAAUCCUCGCUCCCUUUGUUCCCUCUAUGCGUGCACUCCACACCUCCAUGCCCUUCGUGGUCUUCUGUCUGAGUGGUCUGUCUGCAGGCUGCCUUGGCCUUCUGCUGCCGGAAACCCUUAAUGGACCCACUGCAGAAACUCUGGAGGACCUGACCUCAACACGCAGCCGUGUGCUGGAGAGCAAGCCUCUUUUGUACCAGGACGACAAACAGAUAUCCAACUCCAAAGAAUGAAACUAGUGGAUCGUCCAAGCAUUCAAGAAUCAUAAAUCGUCCCAAAAGCAUACAGAAAGGGGUCAAGGACACAGAGGACAGCCAGUCCUAAAUGGGACAUGCCUUACAAACUCUUAAAGAGACAACAGGAGGGAACAGAGACUUCUGUUAGCCACCAGAUGGCGUUUUCAUACAUCGUACUGAAAGUGCUGGAAGAAGGGUCACUUUGUCAGUGCCCCUUUCAGCUGAGAAGACUUUUGAGACAAAAAUAUCAGGUCCAUCAUGUGCAGUCAAUCACCAAUCGCCAACAUAAAUGUAAAACCUCGAAUGCCAAUCACACGUUGUCCACACAGGCAGCUAUAUCUAAGACAGUAACCACUGUGUUACACACUGCCUGCAUCAGAGGGCGCUAAAAGCGAAGUCAGCUCUACUAAUGCAUCUUUGCCACAUGGUAACUACAUCCUCUGAAAACAGCAGAGUUUUAAGACUGAACUUUUUGUCUGAGUCAUGGAGAAAUUGGACCAAAGCCUCAAACCUGCCAAUCCAGAAGGACAUUCCGGUCACUUGUUGACAACUUCCUGCCUCUUGUGCCUUCCCGACUCUGCCUCAAAUCCACUUUGGCUGGAAAACAUUGUUGUAAAUCUUUGUAUUUUAAACAUGUAUUUUUAUUAAUGCCAUUAAACAUAUUGAGGAGAAAA